GGUAAUGUACUGAGUGUUGCAAUGAGCUCUGGUUGUCUUUAUAAAAGAGGUGUGGACUGGGUAAUGUACUGAGUGUUGCAAUGAGCUCUGGUUGUCUUUAUAAAAGAGGUGUGCAUCUUUGUGGGGCAGACAUCUGCUCAGUCACUCAUACAGUAAACUAUACAAAAGGCAAACGGACAUCUAUCUCAACAAUGAUGUUCAGCUUGAUGCUAGUUCUGCUGGUCCCCGUGGCGGUACAGUCCUCUCUGCAUCCAGUGGACUGUAACGAGGUGUACCAAUCAGGUUCUGGACAGAAUGGGGUUUACACUAUUUAUCCUGCAGGAUCCACCUCACCUGUCCAGGUGUUCUGUGAGAUGUCGAUGGAGAGUGCAUAUUCAGGAAAGUGGACGGUGAUUCAGAACAGACAGGAUGGAUCAGUGAACUUCCACAGGAAGUGGAAUGAGUACAAGAGUGGGUUUGGGAGCGCAGCUGGAGAGUACUGGCUGGGACUGGAGACGAUGUAUCUCCUGACUAUGAAGAAGACCUAUGAGCUGAGGGUGGACAUGGAGGACUUUGAGGGGAAUAAGGUCUAUGCUCAGUACUCCACCUUCUCUGUUGGACCAGAAGCUGAAGAGUACCCGCUAAAGCUGGGUUCAUUCAAAGAUGGAGGAGCAGGAGAUUCCAUGACUCAUCACCAUGGUCAGACAUUUACAACGUUAGAUAAGGAUCAGGACCUUAAUGAGGGCAACUGUGGCCAGACAUACUACGGUGGAUUUUGGUACAACAACUGCCAUUGGACUAAUCCCAAUGGGAUAUACGCGUGGGGGGAGUCUGCCUACGGUGUUGGCAUCAACUGGAGAACAUGGAAAGGCUUCACAUACUCCCUGAAAAGAAUGACCAUGAAGAUCAGACCAGCCACUGGAUAGAAGGGAAACAUCUUAACUGUUAAUUAAGCAUCUCUAUUUUCUAACAACAUUUCUAAAUCAACAUUUUUAAUAACAAUGAUUGCCAUACAAAACAUUUUUUCCCCACCACGUGCACACAUUACGUUUACCUGGGAGGUGGUGUCUUUUCUAAGUACAGUUUGUGUUUGGGUCUUCGGAGAGUAUCAG
Messenger RNA from Oncorhynchus masou masou (cherry salmon), 1091 nucleotides. RefSeq names its product microfibril-associated glycoprotein 4-like. The coding region runs from base 81 to 905 and encodes 274 amino acids. Gene Ontology annotation, biological process: elastic fiber assembly. The record is from RefSeq and is a predicted model, not a curated record. The transcript is spliced from 6 exons. NCBI's taxonomy places the organism in Eukaryota, Metazoa, Chordata, Actinopteri, Salmoniformes, Salmonidae.